Molecule: messenger RNA, 3195 nt
Organism: Sphenostylis stenocarpa
Lineage: Eukaryota; Viridiplantae; Streptophyta; Magnoliopsida; Fabales; Fabaceae
Source: the annotation of a GenBank genome assembly
AUGGAGGGAAGCGAUAUAUACAAAGUGAGUAACAGUAUGCGAGCGAGAAGUUCAACGGUUUGGAGGAACAGCAGCGUGGAGGUAUUCUCAAGGUCUUCUCGUGAAGAGGAUGACGAAGAAGCUCUCAAAUGGGCUGCUCUUGAGAAGCUCCCCACCUACAACCGUCUCAGGAAAGGCUUGUUGACAGCAUCCCAUGGAGUUGCCAACGAAAUCGAUGUUGCUGAUAUUGGCUCCCAAGAGAGACAGAAACUUCUCGAGAGGUUGGUCAAAGUGGCUGAAGAGGACAACGAGAGGUUCUUGUUGAAGCUCAAGGAACGUAUUGACAGAGUUGGACUCGAUAUUCCAACUAUUGAAGUUCGAUAUGAGCACCUCAAGAUUGAGGCAGAGGCUUUUGUGGGAAGCAGAGCUUUGCCCUCUUUCAUCAACUCUGCUACUAACGUCAUAGAGGGAUUUUUCAAUAUGCUCCAUAUUAUCCCAAGCAGAAAGAAACACGUGACUAUUCUCAAAGAUGUCAGCGGGAUUAUUAAACCUCGCAGGAUGACACUACUUUUGGGUCCCCCAAGUUCAGGAAAGACCACACUCCUCUUGGCCUUGUCAGGAAAGCUUGAUAAAAGUCUUCAGGUGUCUGGAAAAGUGACUUACAAUGGGCAUGAAUUGAACGAGUUUGUACCCCAGAGAACUGCUGCUUACAUCAGCCAGCAUGAUGUUCAUAUUGGAGAAAUGACCGUGAGGGAAACCUUGGCUUUCUCUGCAAGGUGCCAAGGAGUUGGAUCACGUUAUGAAAUGCUAUCUGAGUUGUCUAGAAGAGAGAAAGCAGCAAAUAUCAAGCCUGACCCAGAUCUUGAUGUCUACAUGAAGGCAACCGCAACUGCAGGCCAGGAGUCAAGCAUAGUGACAGAUUAUACAAUGAAGAUUCUGGGGUUGGAUAUUUGUGCUGACACUAUGGUGGGGGAUGAAAUGUUGCGUGGGAUCUCUGGAGGACAAAGGAAGCGUGUUACUACAGGAGAGAUGUUGGUUGGACCAGCAAAUGCUUUAUUCAUGGAUGAAAUCUCCACAGGGUUGGACAGUUCCACAACAUUUCAGAUUGUCAGCUCUCUCAGGCAAUAUGUCCACAUUCUGAAUGGAACAGCUGUCAUAUCUUUGCUCCAGCCAGCACCCGAGACUUACGACCUUUUCGACGACAUUAUCUUAAUCUCUGAUGGCCAAGUUGUUUACCAUGGCCCUCGUGAAUAUGUUCUGGACUUCUUUGAAUCCAUGGGUUUCAGAUGUCCUGAGAGGAAAGGUGUCGCAGACUUCCUUCAAGAAGUGACAUCCAAAAAAGAUCAAGCACAGUACUGGGUGCGCAGAGAUCAACCAUACAGAUUUGUGACAGUUACUCAAUUUGCCGAGGCAUUUCAAUCAUUCCAUAUUGGUAGGAAACUUGGAGAGGAGCUUGCAGUUCCCUUUGACAGGACUAAGAGCCACCCUGCUGCAUUAACCACCAAACAGUAUGGCAUCAACAAGAAGGAGCUGUUAAAGGCUAACUUCUCAAGGGAGUAUUUGCUUAUGAAAAGGAAUUCAUUUGUUUACAUCUUCAAGCUAUGUCAGGUUGGUGCUAGACUUCUACCUUUUUUUCUUUUCAUCAUGGCGUUAAUUGCAUUGACACUGUUUUUCCGAACGGAGAUGCACCGUGAUAGUCUAGAUGAUGCGGGUGUUUAUGCUGGUGCUAUAUUUUUUACAAUAGUAACGGUUAUGUUCAAUGGAAUGGCCGAGAUUUCCAUGACCAUUGCUAAGCUUCCUGUUUUCUACAAGCAACGGGAUCUUCUAUUUUUUCCCUCAUGGGCAUAUGCUAUUCCUUCGUGGAUUCUCAAGAUUCCAAUUACAAUAGCCGAAGUUGCUCUUUGGGUAUUCCUCACCUACUAUGUUAUUGGAUUUGAUCCAAAUGUUGGGAGGCUCUUCAAGCAGUACCUCAUCCUAUUAUUUAUUAGUCAGAUGGCUUCUGGAUUAUUCCGAGCCAUUGCAGCACUGGGUAGAAACAUGAUUGUCGCCAACACUUUUGGAUCCUUUGCUGUCGUCACGCUUCUUACAUUGGGUGGAUUCGUUUUGUCGAAAAGGGAUAUCAAAAAGUGGUGGAUUUGGGGUUUCUGGAUUUCACCUCUGAUGUAUGGGCAGAAUGCUUUGAUGGGCAAUGAAUAUCUUGGGAACAGUUGGCACAACGCUACCCACAAUUUAGGAGUUGAAUAUCUGGACUCUCGCGCGUUCUUCAAAGAUUCAUAUUGGUAUUGGCUAGGCUUUGGGGCACUGGUUGGAUUUGUGUUUCUUUUCAACAUAGUUUUUGGUUUUGCUCUUGAAUACCUUGGCCCAUUUGAUAAGCCACAAGCAGUAAUAGCCGAAGAACCGGCUGAUGAUGGAACAGCAGCAGAAGUUGAAUUACCACGCAUAGAAAGUUCAGGAAGAGGUGGUUCUGUUGUAGAUUCCAGCCAUGGAAAGAAAAAAGGAAUGGUUCUUCCUUUUGAACCACAUUCUAUCACCUUUGAUGAAAUCGUAUACUCUGUUGACAUGCCACAGGAAAUGAAGGAACAAGGUGUACAAGAGGACAAACUGGUGCUUUUGAAGGGUGUUAGUGGUGCAUUUAGGCCUGGUGUUCUCACUGCUUUGAUGGGUGUAAGUGGUGCUGGUAAAACUACUUUGAUGGAUGUUUUGGCUGGUAGGAAAACCGGUGGAUACAUUGAAGGAAGCAUCAAAAUUUCUGGGUACCCUAAGAAGCAAGAGACAUUUGCUCGUAUCUCUGGAUACUGUGAGCAAAAUGAUAUCCACUCACCUCAUGUUACAGUUUACGAAUCACUCCUCUACUCAGCAUGGCUUCGUUUACCUUCAAGUGUUGAUUCCAAAACCAGAGAGAUGUUCAUUGAGGAAGUCAUGGAACUGGUGGAACUGAACCCAUUAAGGAACUCGCUGGUUGGACUGCCUGGUGUGAGUGGUCUCUCUACUGAACAGAGAAAGAGGCUGACUAUUGCGGUUGAAUUGGUGGCUAACCCGUCCAUAAUUUUCAUGGAUGAGCCUACUUCUGGGUUGGAUGCAAGAGCUGCUGCUAUUGUCAUGAGAACAGUCAGGAACACUGUCGACACUGGAAGAACUGUUGUGUGCACCAUCCAUCAGCCCAGCAUUGACAUAUUUGAAGCAUUUGAUGAGGUGAGUGAUGGCAAUGAUAAAUGA